Messenger RNA from Magallana angulata, 2790 nucleotides. Its product is annotated as SPRY domain-containing SOCS box protein 3-like. The record is from RefSeq and is a predicted model, not a curated record. Lineage: Eukaryota; Metazoa; Mollusca; Bivalvia; Ostreida; Ostreidae. Gene Ontology annotation, cellular component: SCF ubiquitin ligase complex. The coding region runs from base 202 to 1182 and encodes 326 amino acids. Gene Ontology annotation, biological process: proteasome-mediated ubiquitin-dependent protein catabolic process. Gene Ontology annotation, molecular function: protein binding. The transcript has 4 exons.
UAAAAUACCAUGUUUUAAUAAAAAAGAAAUAAGAAAUUCAGUAUUUAGGAGGACUUCGGGUAGUUAGUGCAUCCUUAAAUCAUUGUUAUGUAGACGUUUGAUAAAAAUAUGACGAAGUAAGAAAGUGUUGACUGUCAAAAUGUAGUAUAAUUGGUAUUUUUGCAAAUGUCUUAUGUGGUUUUGUGAAGCUAAGGAUAAGUAAUGAGCGAACUUUUUGCGGUUGAGUCUAAGUCGGGGGAAAUAAGCAGUGACGAGGAGGAAGCUUUGUCAGAAUGCUCUGAGCCCGAGCCUGAGGAUGAGGAUUUGAUGUCACCACGGGUCAGGGCAUCCCGUGGAAUGCCUGUAGUGAGCAAGUCUUUCUGUGACUGUUUAAAGCGUGGGAGAGAAAAGUUCUGCAGAUGUGGAGAGGAAAAUACAAAGUUUGAGUGGGUUUGGGAUGAUGACACAAAAUCAGCAGCCAGCUGUAUUAAGGACGAUUCUCGGGAGGUGAUGUUUCACAUCGACUACAGUUGUGGGACAGCAGCAGUAAGGGGAACAAUGCCCAUGAAAAAUGACCAAUAUUUCUGGGAGAUAAAGAUGACCACACCAGUGUAUGGUACUGAUAUGAUGAUUGGUGUAUGCACUGGUGACUUGGACCUGGAUCAUUGUAGACAUGUUUUCUGCAGCAUGAUUGGAUUGGACAGCAACUCCUGGGGGAUCUCCUACACAGGACAGAUCCAGCACAAACAACUGAAGGAAUCCUACUCCAGCAAGUUUGGCCAGGGGGCCAUCAUUGGGGUCCAUUUAGACAUGUGGCAUGGAACUUUAUCAUUUUAUAAAAACAGAAAACCAUUAGGAAUAGCUUAUCAAGGUCUUCAGGGUCGAACGCUGUAUCCCGUUGUGUCGUCGACGGCAGCUCGAAGCGGCAUGAAAGUGAUCAGCAACAGUUCGUUCCCCACGUCCCUUCAAUUCAUGUGUUGUCAGAUCAUGCGUAAGGUCAUCCCCCCUCACCUUGAUGUUCUGGAGGAGGUGGGCCUGCCCCCAGGGCUCAGAGACUUUCUGGAGAACAAUGUGAGAUGGCUUCUUCAGCCCUGUCCCCCACAAAGUGCUAUCCCUAAAGACAAACCCGUUAAGAGACAGCAAGAGGAUUCAGAUUCUGAAGAAGGUCCCAGUACUAGUGCAAAAAGGUUAAAGACAUCGUAAGGAGUGUGUUUUUCACAAAGUUAUUGAGAUUUCUAAGGAAUAAAUCAAGAGUGAAAUGGCAUAUUUUUUGUUAAGAAUAACUACUGAUAGAGAUGAAAAACCUCUUGGGAUAUGUUGGUUGAAAGUAGAAAUGACUGAAAUUGGAUCAUUUAUAUUUUUCUUUUUUUGUUUAUUUAUCAAACUUCAAACCAUUGAAGAAUCACGUUUUUAUCCAUAUCCUUGUACGUUCAAUACCUUUACAUUAUACUCUGUAUAUUUUAACCAACAAUACAGGGAAACAAGUUUUUGUGAGUUGUGAUCCUUAAGAUUUGAAAGUCUACCAUACUAUAAAGGAUAUCUUUCUUUAUUUGCGAGAUUGUAGUGUGGGAUGGGUUGUCAGUAAUUUUAAGAGAAAAACUACAUGUAUAUACAGGAUAUCAUUAAUUCAAAUUUUGUUUCUCUUGUUAAAGCAUGCCGGUUCUUAAAUAUUAGCGUUUUUUAUAAGCAUAUUGACAGUUCAUUGUUGUUUAUGUUGUUCAAGACAACCUCACAUUAUGGAGUUGCAUGUAAAAGUCUGCCCACACUCAAGCUUAAGUGAACAUUGUAGAGUGAAAUGUGAUUACAUCAUGGGUAUCAAAGAUACCACGAGUAAGCAUUGUCGUAACUCGUCUAACUGUACAGCGUCGUAGAUUUAUUUAUGUACCUGUUCUCUGUAACGUGUAGAUCUUCUAAACAAGUCCUCAUGUACUAGCUAUGACACACUAUACAGAUAGAUCAGUGAACAGAGAAACGGAUGGCCAAGUAAAUGGUACAUUUAUGUAUCAUUUAUAAAUAAAUUUUAUUAUGUUAAGGUAAUAUUCAUAGUACAGGUAUAACUUGUAUUUUGAUGUUUAAUCUAAUAGUAGGGAUUGUUUGCCACCAUAUUUUCUGCAAUAUUAGGCAACAAUCACAAUGUAAUUUGUUUGCCCUGUCAUGACUUUUUGUUUAUGGUAGGUAGGGAAAUUAUAAAAAGUAAUUUUUUUCUUGAGAAAAAUUACAGUAACUUAGAAGCAUUUUGAUGAAACAAAAACAAUCUUUUUGUAAAUUCUGGUAGUGCUUGUAUAGAAAAAUAUCCCUGUUGGAUUUAUUUCAUGAAAGGGAGAGGGCACACAAAUAAGCAACACAUUUGUUAAGAUUUAUUUCUUUAAAAAACAUGGGUUUUUUUUUAAGAAAUAAAAGUUAGAACAUCAUUCAAGUGCAAAUUACUGGUAUUCAUGCAGUUGUGUCCGUAGUAAUGCCAGAAUAAGGCUUAUCUAGGAAUUUCAUGCGAAGCAUAACACCUUCUCGGUUGAAAGAUACUCGAAUCUUCAUAUGUAAUACUUAUGUUUUUGUCUUUAAAUAUGCAUUGCAUAUGGCACAAUUUACAUUUGGAUAUAGAAUGUAUAUGUAAAAUGUCUCUCUGUGUACCAAAAUACAGUGGUUAUUUUAUUGAUAUUUUUGCCAGAUUCAAUUUUUUUUUGGCAAUGCAUCAUGGAUCCACAAAUUGUUUUUUUUUUUUUUUAAUGUUAUGACUUUGUUGCUGCAAGUAAUACUUGUCAAUUUUUUAAAACUGAUUUUUUUUUUUUUAAAUAAAUGUCUGAAGAGUUUUGA